CACUCAACAGAUCCGCUCUACGGCCGUGUGUUUUGUCGUCUGUUGUCCGUUGGUUAAAGCACGCAGUUGGUUCACAGUGAAACGAAGCAUGGCGGCACGAUUGAUAAAGAAAAUUUUGGAUGGCGAAUAUGGAACGCUGCUGGCAAAAUUUUCCGCCCAACUGAAGGACAAUUGGGUCAAGAUUUACAUAACCUCCUCCACCUCCUCCUCGUCCACUGCAUCCACGGCAAACACUAAGCGAACCGAUCCGAUUGUUCAAACGGGUGCCCCGUUCGGUGCCCGCACGUUCGCAUCCGGCGCGCGCAAAGUCACACUGAUUCCGGGCGAUGGCAUUGGGCCGGAAAUUUCUGCCGCCGUGCAGAAGAUUUUCGCCGUCGCGAACGUACCGAUCGAGUGGGAAACGGUCGACGUUACGCCGGUGCGGAAUCCGGAUGGCAAGUUUGGCAUCCCGCAGGGCGCUAUCGAUUCGGUGAACCGCAACAAGGUCGGACUGAAGGGACCGCUGAUGACGCCGGUCGGCAAGGGCCAUCGGUCGCUCAAUCUGGCCCUGCGCAAAGAGUUCAACCUGUACGCGAACGUGCGCCCGUGCCGGAGCCUCGAAGGCUACAAGACGCUGUACGACAACGUGGACGUGGUAACGAUCCGCGAGAACACGGAGGGCGAGUACUCGGGCAUCGAGCACGAGAUCGUGGACGGGGUGGUGCAGAGCAUCAAGCUCAUCACCGAGGAAGCCUCCAACCGGGUGGCCGAGUACGCAUUCAAGUACGCCAAAGAUAACAACCGCAAGAAGGUGACGGUGGUGCACAAGGCCAACAUUAUGCGCAUGUCGGACGGGCUGUUCCUGCGCUGCUGUCGCGACAUGGCCCAGAAGUACCCGGAGAUUAAGUUCGAGGAGCGCUACCUCGACACGGUCUGCCUGAACAUGGUGCAGGACCCGCGGAAGUACGACGUGCUGGUCAUGCCCAACCUGUACGGCGAUAUUCUGUCCGACAUGUGUGCCGGUCUGGUCGGCGGUCUCGGUCUCACGCCGUCCGGCAACAUGGGCCUGAACGGUGCGCUGUUCGAGUCGGUGCACGGUACCGCGCCCGACAUUGCCGGCAAGGAUCUGGCCAAUCCCACUGCCCUGCUACUGUCGGCGGUCAUGAUGCUGCGGCACAUGGAGCUGAACCAGCAGGCGGACAAGAUCCAGAACGCGUGCUUCGAGACGAUUAAGGAAGCGAAAUGGCUAACCGGUGAUCUGGGCGGCAAGGCCAAGUGCUCCGAGUACACCAACGCCAUCUGUGACAGAAUUAAGUAAAGUGGGAGGGGAGGAGCUGGACCAGAAGCGGGAACGAGAGGAGGGAGUGUUUUGCGUGCAGGACAAACCUCCACCUCGACCCUCCGCCUAUCAAGCCCCCCUUCAAACGCCAUAAGAAUGCAAGCGGGAGAUGAGAGAGAGAGAGAGGAAAGAGCGAGAAUAGUGGCUGUUUCUAGUGAAUUACUAAGCACAGGGCAGAGAGAGGAGAGAGAGAGCGAGAAGGAAAAAACGGCAGUAACUAGCGAACUAUUUAUUUGUAAUUUUAAAUGCAAACGAAAUAUCCUACAAACAAUUACUACAGACACACACACACAACACGGACACGAACGCGAGGCCAUUGGCGGUCCCCCGACGCAACGCCGCGCGUCCUUCCUUUCCGUCGCAGCAUUGGCUUCUUCAGAUGGGAACCAGUAUUAGGAUGCGCGGAAGGUACACACCCAGCAUCCCAACACAAGCCACCCACGUCCAAAGACCGACAAAGUAUCGAGCAAUGAAACGGUAUCCGAGCCCGCCACAAAACUGGACCGCGCCGCCACAACCGGAACCGCCUCGCUUUCCUAGUUUCCUUCCUGUUUUGCGCCGUCAGACAAUAAUAAGCGAGCGAUAGGAGAGUGUGUGUGAGGAGGAUUGCGCGGUUGGAAUGUUUUCCUGUGCCCGUUUUGUUUUUACUCCUCCCGUUAGUUAGUCAUUUAGUCAGCCAGACAGAAGCGAGUAGUAGUAGUGGUGUUUACCUAGUAGAUGCAUUGGGUGGUGAUGGCGCAAUCCGACGAUCCCUUUCAACUUCAAACUCGCAAAACGGAACUGCUACUACUAGAAGAACGCCAUGUUAGUAAGGAUCAACCAAAAAACAAAAAUGGAAAGAGAGAACACGCGCGGCGCCGCCUGUGUCGGACGCGGGAUCGCGAAGGAGACACGCGUGCAGAGAGCAAGAAACACCGGAAUUUCACCAAAAAUCGAAAUAAAAUUGUUUCAAAAUUAGUUGAUGCA
Molecule: messenger RNA, 2284 nt
Organism: Anopheles stephensi (Asian malaria mosquito)
Lineage: Eukaryota; Metazoa; Arthropoda; Insecta; Diptera; Culicidae
Gene: Idh3a
Product: probable isocitrate dehydrogenase [NAD] subunit alpha, mitochondrial
Exons: 4
Coding region: 89-1297 (402 amino acids)
Biological process (GO): isocitrate metabolic process; tricarboxylic acid cycle
Cellular component (GO): mitochondrion
Molecular function (GO): isocitrate dehydrogenase (NAD+) activity; NAD binding; magnesium ion binding
Source: RefSeq, a predicted model, not a curated record